This is a messenger RNA of Dichomitus squalens LYAD-421 SS1, 2454 nucleotides long. RefSeq lists its product as uncharacterized. The transcript has 4 exons. Gene Ontology annotation, biological process: protein phosphorylation. The coding region runs from base 1 to 2454 and encodes 817 amino acids. Gene Ontology annotation, molecular function: protein kinase activity. The record is from RefSeq and is a predicted model, not a curated record. NCBI's taxonomy places the organism in Eukaryota, Fungi, Basidiomycota, Agaricomycetes, Polyporales, Polyporaceae.
AUGGCGAAAUCGGCUGCCGAACUUGGCCUCGACCAAUUCUGCCAGGCAUUCCUUCCGUGCAGAGAAUUCGCAUCUUGUAUGAAACCCUUGACACAAGUACCUCUCGGAGCACUCCAAAAAGCCGAUUCUCUAUCUGAAGCGAAGCUUUCCAAGCUUUUCAUCGAAACUGUCAAUACCACCCACAUCCUGUCUCAUGCGACCGUGUCGCGCUUUCCGUCUCCGGAAGAGAACAGAAAGGAGGCCGUAAGAACGGACGCCGCGAUCUUCCGUCACAAUUCAACGUCUGUGGUUACGACGCCAUCUUGGACCGACCAGAUCGUCCCAGUGGCGUUCAGCCCCUACUUUCCUGGUGGCGAUCCGUUUGAUCGCGCCGUCUAUGACGAUCCGUAUGGCGCGAUUGAGGCAGAACGCAAGCGAGUCUUCGAUCGCAUAUCGACCAUAGUGGAUGUCCUCUUCGCCGCACAACAACGCGUUUUCGUUUUCGUCCUUCUCGUCAUCGGACGUAGUUUCCGACUAAUUCGAUGGGACCGCGCCGGAGCUAUCGUCACCUCAUCCGUCGACUACUACACCAACCCAACGGCGCUUUUGGACUGCCUGCAGCGCAUCUCUGCCCUCGACGACUCCACACUCGGGUUUGAUCCAAGCGCUAGUCGCGUCCUCCCCGGCGACGUUGACUUCCUGCGGAUGGACAUAGCCGCUCUUGAGCACUCCACCGACGAGGAUCAUUCCGAGCGCGACCUCGACCGCGAGGUAUCCGGGGACCGCAUGGUCUUCCGAUAUGCACGCACGCUGUUCCGCAGUUCUCUGGCCACUGACUGGCCACGCCACAAACUCCGAGUACCCUGUGGUUCGUCUUGGCGCUACUACCUGGUCGGAAAACCAACAUUUCGAGCCGAUGGGGCCAUAGGGCGCGGAACCCGUGGUUACGUCGCUCUCAACUGCGAGACGCGUCGCUUCGUGUGGCUGAAAGACGCCUGGCGCGCAGCAUACAUGAUAUCCUGCAGGGAGGGAGAUGUCCUAGAGAAGCUGAAUGAGGCGGGCGUGGAGAACGUGCCGACCCUCGUAUGCCAUGGGGAUAUCGAUGAUCAGGUGACUGUCACCGCGGACUGGUGGGGACGCGACUCGGAACGGCCAUCCUCUGCUGCACCCUCGACGUCUUCUAGCCAGGGUUCUCCAACAUCGUCAGCCACCCUUGUGGAGUCGGCCUCGUCUGGCAGUAGGAAGCGGAAGAGAGGGGCGGCGGACGAGGCUACACUUCCGCCACCCGGAGAUGAACGAAUGCGCAACCUCGUCACGCGCUCUGAUCACCCCUUGCGACAACACCAACACUACCGCAUCGUGGUAAAAGAGGUUGCAUUUUCGCUCAGGAAUGUCCAGAACGGACGGCAGCUGGCAUCCGUCGUUCUCGAUACUGUUCAAGCACAUUGUCAGGCAGCCACAAACCCCAAGACGCUCCUUUUACACCGUGAUAUCAGCGCUGGAAAUAUCCUCAUUUAUCCACGAGUUAGGCACGGGAAAGAUGGCACGAAACGUGCGAUUGUUUGGACAGGCAUCUUGUGUGAUUGGGAGCUUGCGAAGCCUGUGGACGACCAACGUGCCCCAUCAAACGCUCCGCGCACGUCCCAGAUGGGCACGUACCAGUUCAUGUCGGUCAACCUCCUAUCGAACCCUUCAAGUCCAAGUGUGACGAUCGCGGACGAGCUGGAGUCGUUCUUCCAUGUCCUAUUCUACUAUUCUCUCCGCUAUCUCCGCUCCAACUGCGAGUCCCCGGAUUCGUACAUCACCAACUACUUCAACAGUUACGCAGGCCCCGGCGGCCUACACUCGUGCGGAUGGAAAUCGCUCACGUUCCAAGUAGAUGACUUCCUCAGCCUCCAGUUCCCUCAUAGUCCUCUGCUCUUCAACAGCCCAAUGGACGACCUCCUUGAAGCGAUCUUGAAGUGUUUUAGGUCGCACUACAAGCUUAUACGAGACGAUUUGCGAAAAGCGAUGCCUCCACCUCGUCGUCGCACACCGCCCCCUCCUGAGUCCCCCGGCAAGAGAAUGACGUUCUCUGUUUCCGAUAUUGUCUUCUUCGGGGAUGACGCGAACGAGGUCGACGAGGACGAUGCAUUCGACAAGUAUCGUCCGGCUGACAACACUCCGUCGGAAGAGGACCGGGCACUCGCAAGGAAGAUCAUGGACCACAAGUUCAUGCUCGAGUACAUGACGCAGACGCUCCGGGAUACGUGUUGGCCAGAGGAUGACCGGAUACCCGAACGUCAAAAUCGGCCUUCGACUGCUGUUAAGCCGGUCGCACCCGCCGAUACUUCUCGACCGCAACAUGGGAGCCAUAAGAAGCGGCGCAUAGCUGGUCCCGAACGUACACAUGCCACCCUUCCAAUCCGUCUUCAUGGAUCGACACGCCGGCUGCGGAGUAGCGCGCGUACCGCUCCCGUCUCUGCGAGGUCAUGA